Messenger RNA from Salvelinus fontinalis (brook trout), 8987 nucleotides. RefSeq names its product adenylate cyclase 6a (gene adcy6a). The transcript has 24 exons. Gene Ontology annotation, cellular component: plasma membrane. The record is from RefSeq and is a predicted model, not a curated record. Gene Ontology annotation, molecular function: adenylate cyclase activity. The coding region runs from base 562 to 4152 and encodes 1196 amino acids. Gene Ontology annotation, biological process: cAMP biosynthetic process; adenylate cyclase-activating G protein-coupled receptor signaling pathway; adenylate cyclase-inhibiting G protein-coupled receptor signaling pathway. NCBI's taxonomy places the organism in Eukaryota, Metazoa, Chordata, Actinopteri, Salmoniformes, Salmonidae.
GACAACUGAAGAGUGUGAGCGGUGGCGCUUCUAAGCUUGGCGAGAGGGGGAGAGGCAGGCAAAGGAGAAAGAAAACAUCAGAAGAGGCGCAAGGAGUGCGAUAUUGUGCGUUUAUGUCUGUUUGUCAUCACUGGACUGGCCCCCCAUUCUGACCACUCAAACCGUCAACGGUACCAGUGACUUCAAUUCGGCCUAUCCUGCCCAAUAUUGGUUUGUCUCAUGCGGUCUAGUUUGGAGGGAAAGAAGCGAGAAGGAUGAUCACGGUUGUAAGGCAACAAAAUAGGAAAAAUGCCAAGGGGGGUGAAUACUUCCGGAAGCCACUGUGAGGGACUCAGAAGCACUGGAGAUCAUAGAGUAUCCCCUAAACCUUUCACACCACCUGCUAGGUCCGAAGCUCUGGUCUGACACACCCCUAGACCUGUCCCGGUCACACCCACCCACCCACACCCCUGCAGAACAGCGUCUGAAACAAAUCACUUCUUCAAACCUCUGCCCACUGGAAUAAAUGAGUGGACCUGCUGGAGAGGAUAGGGCUGGGAUAUAUACCAGAACCUACACAGAAUGUCCUGGUUCAGCGGCUUCCUAGUGGCCAGAGUCGACGACCGCAAGACCGCGUGGGGGGAGCGCAAUGGCAAGAAGUCCAAGCAGAAGGGAGGCUCAUCCCUCUGCAACCCGCGUUACAUGAGCUGCCUGAGGGACCCGGACGCCAUGGAGCCCCCCUCUGGAGCCCCCCUCAACCCCCACCACUGUGGAGGGGGGGCCGGGGCGGUGGGCGGGGGGGGCAACUUCGGUGUGCGCUGCAUCUGGCAAGAGGACCACUAUGGCAAAGGCGGCGUCACCGGUGAAGGGGUGGGGCUCAAAUCUGUCGACCUGGGCUUUGAGGACGGGGACCUGAAGGGGAGGAAUGGGGGGGGUGGCGGGGAGGGGGGUGACGAGGGCCUCAAUGGGGGAGGGGUGGUGACGGCGGCAGACUGCUGGCUGCGGGUGGUGCGGGUGUUCCAGUCCAAGAAGUUCCAGUCUCAUAAGCUGGAGCUUCUGUACCAGCGCUACUUCUUCAGACUCAACCAGAGCUCCCUCACCAUGCUGAUGGGGGUGCUAGUGAUCGUGUGCGGCGUGAUGCUGACCUUCCACUGUGUCCACGCGACCCCGGACGUGGCCUACUCCUCGGCCCUCUCCGUGGCCAUGGCCCUGUUCAUGGCCCUCAUGGUUGUGUGUAACCGGAACGGCUUCCACCAGGACUACAUGUGGAUGGUGAGCUACCUGGUUAUCGGGGUCCUAUUGCUGAUGCAGGUGUUCGGCGUGCUGAUGGUGGCGCCUCGCAGCGCAUCUGAGGGCAUCUGGUGGUCUGUGUUCUUCAUCUACAUCAUCUACACGCUGCUGCCUGUCAGGAUGAGAGCAGCCGUGCUGAGCGGAGGGGUGCUCUCCACCAUUCACCUGGUCACCACCUGGCAGUUCAACCAGGAAGACGUGUUCCUCUGGAAACAGCUGAACGCCAAUGUGCUGAUCUUCCUGUGCACUAACAUCAUUGGGAUAUGUACACACUACCCUGCCGAGGUGUCUCAGAGACAGGCUUUCCAGGAGACCAGAGGAUACAUUCAGGCCAGACUGCACCUGCAGAGAGAGAACCAGCAGCAGGAGCGCCUGUUACUGUCUGUGUUGCCAAGGCAUGUUGCCAUGGAGAUGAAGGCUGACAUCAACGCUAAAAAGGAAGACAUGAUGUUCCAUAAGAUCUACAUCCAAAAACAUGACAAUGUCAGUAUUCUGUUUGCAGACAUUGAGGGCUUCACCAGCUUGGCAUCUCAGUGUACGGCUCAGGAGUUGGUCAUGACACUCAACGAGCUCUUCGCCCGCUUCGACAAACUAGCAUCGGAGAACCACUGUCUGCGUAUCAAGAUCCUGGGCGACUGUUACUACUGUGUGUCUGGGCUUCCUGAGCCCCGCGCUGACCACGCCCACUGCUGUGUGGAGAUGGGCGUCGACAUGAUAGAGGCCAUCUCGCUGGUGCGAGAGGUGACAGGAGUCAACGUGAACAUGCGUGUGGGUAUCCACAGUGGGCGUGUGCACUGUGGGGUGCUGGGACUCAGGAAGUGGCAGUUUGACGUGUGGUCCAAUGAUGUCACACUAGCCAACCAUAUGGAGGCUGGGGGCAAGGCAGGGAGGAUCCACAUCACCAAGGCCACUCUGCAGUAUCUGAAUGGGGACUAUGAGGUGGAGCCUGGGUUCGGAGGGGAGAGGAACGCGUACCUGAAGGAGAACAACAUCGAGACCUUCCUGGUGCUGGGCUGCAGCCAGAAAAGGAAAGACGAGAAGGCCAUGAUGGCCAAGAUGCAGAGGACGCGGUCCAACUCCAACGAGGGCCUGAUGCCUCGCUGGGUGCCCGACACAAGGUUCUCCAGGACCAAGGACUCCAAAGUCUUCAGACAGAUGGGGAUUGAUGAGUCAUCCAGCAAAGACAACCGUGGUGCACAGGAGGCAAUGAACCCCGAGGAUGAGGUGGAUGAGUUUCUGGGGCGAGCCAUCGACGCCCGCAGCAUCGACCAGCUGAGGAAGGACCACGUCAAGAAGUUCCUGCUCACCUUCCAGACCUCCAGCUUGGAAAAAAAGUAUUCGAAGAAGGUGGACGAUCGCUUUGGGGGUUAUGUAGCUUGUACUCUCCUGGUCUUCUGUUUCAUCUCCUUCAUCCAGAUUGUCAUAUUUCCACACACCCCGGUCAUGCUAGGGGUCUACAUCAGUAUCUUCAUCAUCCUCACCAACAUCCUCUUCAUCUGUGCCAUAUAUUCCUGCGUUAAGCUGUUUCCAGCUGCGAUGCAGACAGUGUCAAAGAAGAUAGUCCAGUCUCGUACCAACAGCACUCUGAUGGGGGUGUUCACCAUCAUCCUCGUCUUCAUCUCUGCCUUUGUCAACAUGUUUGCCUGUGACACAGAGAGCUUAGUGGUCUGUAUCUCCCGGGAGCUGAACAUCUCUGUUGCCAUGGUGACGCCAUGUCUCAUCCGCAACCUGUCUGUGUCUGUAGACGGGGGUCUAGAGAUCUGUCCCAGCCAGGGCCCCUCAUGCCCCUUCCCAGAGUAUUUCAGCUACAGUGUGCUGCUGACCCUGCUGGCGUGUUCAGUGUUCCUACAGAUCAGCAGUAUAGGGAAGCUGGCCCUCAUGCUGCUCAUCCAGCUCACCUUCCUGCUGCUGGUGGAGUGGCCACAGGUGGCGCUGUUCGACAACGCUGACCUCUUCGUCACCUCCAAUGCCCUUGAUUUCAAUGAAACUAUUCAAUGGUCCAGUUUCAAUGAAACUACAGAUGAGUGCCCAUUCAGUGAGACCAAAGUUUCCCUGAGGGUCAUGACUCCUGUGAUUCUCACUGUGUUUGUGCUGGCGCUCUACCUCCACGCCCAGCAGGUGGAGUCCACGUCACGCCUCGACUUUCUCUGGAAACUACAGGCCACAGAAGAGAAGGAGGAGAUGGAGGAGCUGCAGGCGUACAACCGCCGCCUCCUCCACAACAUCCUGCCCAAGGACGUGGCCGCUCACUUCCUGGCGCGAGAGCGAAGGAACGAUGAGCUCUACUACCAGUCCUGUGAGUGUGUGGCCGUCAUGUUCGCCUCCAUCUCCAACUUCUCUGAGUUCUACGUGGAGCUGGAAGCCAACAACGAGGGAGUGGAGUGUCUCCGGCUGCUCAACGAGAUCAUCGCCGACUUUGACGAGAUCAUCAGUGAGGAGAAGUUCCGUCAGCUGGAGAAGAUCAAGACCAUCGGCAGCACCUACAUGGCCGCCUCGGGUCUCAAUGACUCCACCUACGACCGUAAGGGUCGCUCCCACAUCACAGCUCUGGCCGACUACGCCAUGAGACUGAGGGAGCAGAUGAAGUACAUCAACGAGCAUUCCUUCAACAACUUCCAGAUGAAGAUAGGUCUGAACAUUGGGCCAGUGGUGGCAGGGGUGAUUGGAGCACGGAAGCCACAGUACGAUAUCUGGGGGAACACGGUCAACGUGGCCAGUCGCAUGGACAGCACAGGAGUCCCCGACCGCAUUCAGGUGACCACGGACCUCCACCAGGUGCUUUCAGAUAUAGGAUACGUUCUGGAGUGUCGUGGGGUCGUUAAGGUCAAGGGUAAAGGGGAAAUGACGACCUACUUCCUGAAUGAUGGACCGCCCAAUAGUUAGCAGCCGUGGCAGCGCUAGCCGGGACCAUUCCCACUGCAAGGACACGGCAGCACUACUGAAGGAGGACUCGCACCGCGAGUUAGCGGCUAAUAACUAGCGACGCCAUCACUUGAAACCCGAGAAAAGACUGUGAGACUCCAGGACUUGAGAAGGAAAGUGUUCUUGUGUGGCAGCCAUGUUUUAGAAGGAUGAGUGUUUUUCUCAUGUCUAGCCUCUAUUUCAGGCUACUUGAACGUUGCAAAGUUUGUCUAUUUAAAACAACGCCUUUAGCCUGUGUCAAAAGAGGGAAAAAGCUGUACAUACGGCUACUUUUUUAAUUUCUUCAUUUUGUGUGAUUUUUUUUCAGUCAUUUUUUAUUUCAGGAUAAUUAUGAAACAGGUACUCAUGUUUUAUUUCUGGGUGACUUAUUUAUUUUAAUCUUGAUGUUUUGUGCAAAAAGUCCUUUAUGAAAAAGUGUGAAUACAUACGUGCACAAAUAUACAGUUUAUUACAAGUGUGUAUGUACAUGCAUAUUUGUGUGUGUAAAAUUGAGAAGGAAAAUAUUGACCAAAGACCAAAGUAUUUACAAAAAACAAGGCAAGACUUGUCUGUUGUGUUCUCGCAGAAGUCUGCCAUUAUCACUAACUCAAUCUGUUGCACGGCAAUACCUUCAGUCGUUGUACUUCAGCGCUGUCAAAGGCUAUGUCUCAGUAUGGGAAAAAUGUGUAACAACUUUAAUGUUGAGGUCAAGCACAGUUUAUCAUCGAUGACAUCUGUAGGAUUACUCUGCCCCCAUCUCUAAAACAUGUAAUUCGAUAGUAAAUAGUGGCUUGGAAGCCUUUUUUAAGUCCGGGGGAGAAGGUUCAACAAAAUGAGAGGAAAUAGCAGUUCCACCCAGGAUGAUGGUCCCCCUCCUCCUAAACCCUUGUCAGAUUGGUUCCCCGCUCCAUGGCUCAGUCCAGCUAUAACAGCUCAGAGCUUGGGCACCCAAGGCACAGCUGUAUACGUCAUGGCCAUAAAGGCAAAUACGGUCAACUGCGCCAUCCCUUUCAAAGAGGUAUGUUUUCUGUGCAAAUGGAAAUGAAAGGACUCAAAACGAAAAAAGAUGUCCCAGAACCUUCGAGGCGAAAACCUGGGCAUUAGAUGCAGUGGUGCAUAUAAUACAGCCGUGGCCAAAAGUUUUGAGAAUGACACAAAUAUUCAUUUCCACAAAGUUUGCUGCUUCCGUGUCUUUAGAUAUUUAUGGCAGAUGUUACUAUGGAAUACUGAAGUAUAAUUACAAGCAUUUCAUAAGUGUCAAAGGCUUCUAUUGACAAUUUCAUGAAGUUGAUACAAAGAGUCAAUAUUUGCAGUGUUGACCCUUUUUCAAGACCUCUGCAAUCCGCGCCGGCAUGCUGUCAAUUAACUUCUGGGCCACAUCCUGACUGAUGGCAGCCCAUUCUUGCAUAAUCAAUGCUUGGAGUUUGUCAGAAUUUGUUGGUUUUUGUUUGUCCACCCGCCUCUUGAGGAUUGACCACAAGUUCUCAAUGGGAUUAAGGUCUGGUGAGUUUCCUGGCCAUGGACACAAAAUAUCGAUGUUUUGUUUCCCAAGGCACUUAGUUAUAGUGCCUUAUGGCAAGGUGCUCCAUCAUGCUGGAAAAUGCAUUCUUCAUCACAAACUGUUCCUGGAUGGUUGGGAGAAGUUGCUCUCGGAGGAUGUGUUGGUACCAUUCUUUAUUCAUGCCUGUGUUCUUAGGCAAAAUUGUGAGUGAGCCCACUCCCUUGGCUGAGAAGCAACCCCACACAUGAAUGGUCUCAGGAUGCUUUACUGUUGGCAUGACACAGGACUGAUGGUAGCGCUCACCUUGUCUUCUCCGGACAAGCUUUUUUCCGGAUGCCCCAAACAAUCGGAAAGGGGAUUAAUCAGAGACAAUGACUUUACCCCAGUCCUCAGCAAUCCAAUCCCUGUACCUUUUGCAGAAUAUCAGUCUCUCCCUGAUGUUUUUCCUGGAGAGAAGUGGCUUCUUUGCUGCCCUUCUUGACACCAGGCCAACCUCCAGAAGUCUUCGCCUCACUGUGCGUGCAGAUGCACUCACACCUGCCUGCUGCCAUUCCUGAGCAAGCUCUGUGCUGGUGGUGCCCCGAUCCCGCAGCUGUGUCAACUUUAGGAGACAGUCCUGGCGCUUGCUGGACUUUCUUGUUAGCCCUGAAGCCUUCUUCACAACAAUUGAACCGCUCUCCUUGAAGUUCUUGAUGAUCCAAUAAAUGGUUGAUUUAGGUGCAAUCUUACUGGCACCAAUAUCCUUGCCUGUGAAGCCCUUUUUGUGAAAAGCAAUGAUGACGGCACGUGUUUCCUUGCAGGUAACCAUGAUCAACAGAGGAAGAACAAUGAUUCCAAGCACCACCCUCCUUUUGAAGCUUCCAGUCUGUUAUUCGAACUCAAUCAGCAUGACAGAGUGAUCUCCAGCCUUGUCCUCGUCAACACUCACACCUGUGUUAACGAGAGAAUCACUGACAUGAUGUCAGCUGGUCCUUUUGGGGCAGGGCUGAAAUGCAGUGGAAAUGUUUUUUGGGGAUUCAGUUCAUUUGCAUGGCAAAGAGGGACUUUGCAAUUAAUUGCAAUUCAUCUGAUCACUCUUCAUAACAUUCUGGAGUAUAUGAAAAUUGCCAUCAUACAAACUGAGGCAGCAGGCUUUGUGAAAAUUAGUAUUUGUGUCAUUCUCAAAACUUUUAGCCACGACUGUAUAGUGCAUUCAGAAAGUAUUCAGACUCCUUCACUUUUUCCACAUUUUGUUACAUUACAGCCUUAUUCUAAAAUGUAUUGAAUACAUAAAAAUCCUCAUCAAUCUACACACAAUAAUGGCAAAUUUCAUAAUUAUAAAAAACAGAAAUACAGAAAUAAGUAUUCAGACCCUUUGCUAUGGACUCAAACUUGAUUGGACUCCACCUGUUUUUCAGCGACCGGGACUGGGAGACUAGUCAGGAUCGCUGGAAAGUUGAACAGAGUAAAGUACAGAGAGAUCUUGAUGAAAACCUGCUCCAGAGUGCUCAGGACCUCAGACUGGGGUGAAGGUUCACCUUCCAACAGGACAAUGGCCCUAAAAAACACAGCCAAGACAACGCUGGAGUGGCUUCGGGACAAGUCUCUGAAUGUCCUUGAGUGGCCCAGCCAGAGCCCGGACUUGAACCCGAUUAAACAUCUCUGGAGAGACCUGAAAGUAGCUGUGCAGCAACACUCCCCAUCCAACCUGACAGAGCUUGAGAGGAUCUGCAGAGAAGAAUGGGAGAAACUCCUCAAAUACAGGUGUGCCAAGCUUGUAGGGUCAUACCAAAGAAGACUCAAGGAUGUAGUCACUGCCAAAGGUGCUUCAACAAAGUACUGAUUAAAGGGUCUGAAUAUUUAUGUCAAUGUGAUAUUUGUUGUUGUAAUACAUUUAAAAUAUAUAUAUAUAAAACCUGUAUUUGCUUUGUCAUUAUGGGGUAUUGUGUGUAGAUUGAUGAGGAAAAUAAUUAUUACUGAAUACUGUGCUUUGUCAUCUUGAAGGCCCAUAACUAUUUUCACUGUGAGGUUUUAAUAAUACGACAAACUGCUUUCUUGCCAAACUUAACUUCUCUAAAGCAUGUCUGAUUGUAUUAUCCUCUUUUCAUUUUUCAUGUUGUUUUAACAUUGGGUAUCUUGUAUCUUAUUAUGAUUAGAAUUAUGAUUUAUUAUGCUUAUUAUGAUAUUUCCAUUCCAACGAUAAGGAUCAAAGAGCAGAACGCUUUCUUUUAAAAUGCCAGACGUAAGCUCAAGCUCAUUGGCACCAACUGAUCAACUGCAGCCAACUCCCUCAGUGCUGUUUCCUCACCACCCUACAGUAUUCAAACACUGGCUCUAGACCUGCUGACACAUACCCAUUAGCUGUCGCUUUGGCAUCAAACCCCAAGUGGUGCAUAUUCCCCAAUCACGAAGGACUGAAGCGUUUACACGCAGAUAAACAAAUUAUACACUGUACCUUUUUAUUGAGCAAACACUGCUUCAAGACUCAACUCAAUCAGCUUGUGAGCUGAUCCCCUUCCUAUCGGACUUCAGGGCAGAGAGACGGGACACAAUCAGCAGUAUUUCCUACUUGAACUCUGCCUUAAUUGAACAAGCCACUGGAGAAUACAGUGUGAGCAGGAGCUGUGCCUGAUUGCCACAUCUGAGUUUCACAGUAUGUUAUACAGAGAGUGAGGGAGAGAAAGAGAGGGAAGGGUAGAGAGAGAGCCUGUGAAAGCUAAUAUAAAUCAUUUACUGACCUUAGCAUUGACACAACACUGACUUCAUUUUGUUCAUUUUGACUUCACGUUUCCCCAUAACAUCCUCAAAACACCCCAGUCACCGUUCCUCUCUCUACCCUACUUAACUAUGGCAACUACAGUAACAGUUGAUCAUGUUCGUACCAAAGCAAGCUAAUGCUGCCUCAUGCUAUUGGUCCCUCCCAGUGCAGUGAUAUUUGGCCUUGAGCGUGUGGGACCGCCAGGCAACAGUAAAGGUCAUGGGGUCAAUAGAUGACAUAGGUGACCAACUAAGAGUGAUGCACAUAGAAAUAUAAUACAUAGAAUGGAUGUGGUAAGUAAGAUGAUGCACGUUGUGUCCAUUCUAUUUCUAUGGGCUGUCCUGUCUUUGGGUUGAGGUUGAUUGUUGACUCUUGGGAUGUUUUUAGGGGACAGGGGAGGAAGAGGGUUGUCCCAGUACUACUGAAACUGUGUUUUGUUCAGGCCUAAUGAACCCUUUUCGAACCCUUUCCUUUUUGUUCGUUUGUUUUCUAGCCCUGAGUUGAAGGACAAGAGUUGAGGACAUUGACAAAGAGAAAAAGAACAGUUCCCCUUGAAUAAAAAAAAAAAACUAAAAUCAA